CCAAAAAAAUAGAAAGGAAAAAAAAGAUUUUAGGGUUUUGGAUGUGAGCCGUGCGGGCAACACGGGCAGCUCCGAGUUGCUGCCAGUUAACUCACUUAUAUUCAACUCCUAUUCCCCUAACCCUUGCUCCCGCUUAUAUAUUCCAUUCGAAAUCAGCUUCUUCUUUCUCUCUCAUACUCAAUUACAUACUUUUGGUGUUUCACUCACUCUAAUCUGUAUAAUUGUUUCCAUCAAUACAACUGUGGAAGCAUAAGGGAAGAAGUUUAGAGUUGAACUCCGCGGAUUUCAGUUCAGAAGGGAAAAACCUAGCUGCUGCCACUUCAUCUCCUAGUUAUAAUUAAGGAAAAAUGUCAUUUGAUAUUACCCAGUAUCUCUUGGCUGCACAAUCACCAGAUGCCAAAGUGCGGAAGGAUGCAGAGGCUAUACUCUGUAAGUUUCGGGAGGAAAACUUGCCACAAUAUCUUUUGUCAUUGUCCGUUGAGCUCUCUAAUGAUGGAAAGCCUAUCGAGUCUCGUAGACUUGCUGGUAUUGUCCUUAAGAACGACUUGGGUGCUAAAGAUUCUUCAACAAAGGAACAGCCUGUGCAACUAUGGGUUCAGAUUGAUAUUUCUUUUAGAGCCCAAAUAAAGAACUCUCUCUUGAGCACCCUCGGGUCCACUUUUCGUGAGGCCAGUCAUACUGCUGCGCAGGUUGUUGCUGAGGUGGCUUCAAUUGAAAUACCCCGAAAGGAGUGGCCCGAACUUGUUGGUUCACUACUUGCCAACAUGACUAGACAAGAUGGAUCCCCAUCCUUGAGACAAGCUACUCUUGAAACACUUGGUUAUGUAUGUGAGGUUAUUUCUGAUGAAAAUCUUGUGCAAAAUGAAGUGAAUGCUAUUCUGACAGCUGUUGUUCAAGGAAUGAAUACAACUGAGCCGAACCCUGAAGUUCGACUGGCUGCCACUAAAGCUUUGUAUAAUGCCCUUGAAUUUGCUCGCACAAAUUUUAACAAUGAAAUGGAGAGGAACUAUAUAAUGAAGGUUAUCUGUGAUGCUGCCUUGGCUAAAGAGGCAGAGAUCAGACAGGCUGCUUUUGAGUGUCUUGUUUCCAUUGCGUCUACAUACUAUGAGGUGCUUGAACCUUACAUGCAAAGGAUCUUUGAGCUUACAUCUAAUGCAGUCAAAGGAGAUGAGGAGGCCAUUGCCCUUCAAGCAGUAGAGUUUUGGAGCUCUAUUUGUGAUGAAGAAAUGGAGCUUCAAGACUAUGAGGUCCCUGAAAUUGGGGAUUCAAGUGUGGAGCACUCACGCUUUAUUGAAAAGGCUCUUCAGACUUUAGUUCCUCUUCUGCUUGAGACCCUUCUUAAGCAGGAUGAGGACCAAGAUCAGGAAGAUGGAACUUGGAAUCUAGCUAUGGCUGGUGGCACAUGUCUUGGUCUUGUUGCUAAGACUGUUGGGGAUGCUGUUGUUACUCUGGUGAUGCCUUUCGUAGAGGCCAACAUAUCCAAGCCUGAUUGGCGGUCCCGUGAGGCAGCUACGUAUGCGUUUGGUUCAAUCCUUGAAGGGCCAAGCAUUGAGAAGCUAUCUCCAAUGGUUAAUGCUGGUUUAGAUUUUCUGCUCAAUUCAAUGAAUGAUGAGAAUAGCCAUGUAAAAGAUACCACGGCAUGGACCCUUGGUCGUAUCUUUGAAUUGCUACAUUCACCAGCUACUGGUUUCUCUGUCAUUACUCCAGCAAACCUCCAGAAGAUUUUGGCAGUCUUAUUGGCUAGUUUAAAAGAUGCUCCUCAUGUCUCAGAAAAGGUUUGUGGAGCUAUCUAUUUCCUUGCUCAGGGAUACGAGGAUGCAGGGCCAAGCUCUUCAAUGCUCACACCUUUCCUUCCAGAUAUCUUGAGCAGUUUAAUUGCCACUGCUGAGCGAACAGACGGCAGUGACUCUAAACUCAGAUCUUCUGCUUAUGAAACCUUGAAUGAGGUUGUUCGGUGUUCAAACCUUUCAGAAACAUCUGAGAUAAUCGUCAAACUUCUCCCUGCUAUCAUGACGAAGUUGGAACAAACUUUACGUCUUCAGAUUGUGUCAUCUGAUGACAGAGAACAGCAAGGAGAUUUACAAGCCUCUCUUUGUGGCGUUCUUCAGGUUAUUAUUCAAACACUAAGCAGUGCUGAGGAAACUAAGCCUAUAAUUAUGCAGGCAGCUGACCAGAUCAUGGUACUUUUCCUAAGUGUUUUUGCUUGUCGUAGUACUACUGUGCAUGAAGAAGCAAUGUUGGCUAUUGGUGCUCUUGCCUAUGCCACUGGACCACGUUUUGAAGUGUAUAUGAAAGAAUUCUACAAGUACCUAGAGAUGGGUUUACAAAAUUUUGAGGAGCAUCAGGUUUGUGCUAUUUCAGUUGGGGUGGUUGGUGACAUUUGUCGUGCUUUGGAUGACAAGAUCUUACCAUAUUGUGAUGGGAUCAUGACACACCUCCUCAAGGAUUUGUCUAGCGCUGAACUCAACCGAUCGGUUAAACCUCCCAUAUUCUCCUGCUUUGGUGACAUUGCUCUUGCAAUUGGUGAACACUUUGAGAAGUAUAUCAAUUUUGCUUUGCCUAUGAUGCAAAGUGCAUCAGAAAUAUGUGCACAGAUGGACUAUGACGAUGAGGAGAUGAUAGACUAUGGCAACCAGCUUAGGCGCAGUAUUUUUGAGGCUUAUUCUGGAAUUCUUCAAGGUUUCAAAAAUGCCAAAGCUGAACUCAUGCUCCCUCAUGCCCCUCAUCUCCUGCAGUUCAUUGAAUUGGUUGCACAAGAUGAACAGAGGGAUACAAAUGUGACUAAGGCAGCAGUGGCAGUUCAGGGUGAUCUAGCAGAUGCACUUGGUUCGAACAUAAAAAUGCUGUUCAAAGAUACCAAGUAUUGCUCAAAUCUGUUAUCCGAGUGCCUCGAGACAGAUGACGAACAACUGAAAUCAACAGCUAUAUGGGCCCAGGAGAUGAUAAGGCGAGCAUUUUCGGAUAGUAGCUAAGCAUUUUCCUCCACUGCUACUGUUUCUCAUGCAAAUGUGCGCUCUUUUUUGUUUGUUUUGGCAAGGCCAUAUUUUCAGUGUCCUCAUAAGAUUGAGUCAUGUUUAAUCGAGUCUUGUCUAUGGUGGAUGAAGGGACUAAAACGUUGAAAUUCUUUCAUUCAUCGGCUGGUUAUAUGCCAAAUUUUUGAGUCUGGUAUGCAUUAUGUACACAACAUUGCGGUGACCUGUUAUUCCAGUUACUACUAUUUUUAUGGAAAGGUGAAAGUCAUUUAAGAGUUCGUA
Messenger RNA from Salvia splendens (bonfire salvia), 3254 nucleotides. Its product is annotated as importin subunit beta-1. Gene Ontology annotation, molecular function: small GTPase binding. The coding region runs from base 348 to 2972 and encodes 874 amino acids. The record is from RefSeq and is a predicted model, not a curated record. Gene Ontology annotation, biological process: protein import into nucleus. Lineage: Eukaryota; Viridiplantae; Streptophyta; Magnoliopsida; Lamiales; Lamiaceae. The transcript has 3 exons.